AUGUGUUCUCAUGCAUGCAGCACCAAAGAGUACCCAGUGGUGCCUCGCAGCACGGUGCGACAGAGAGUUGGCUCCAGCCAGAGUCCGUUCAGUGGGGACAUCCAGGGCUUGGCCACGGCCAGCACGCUGAGCUCCCAGUACUCCCAGGGUGAGAACGGCGUUACGAGCACCUCUCAGGACCUGCUGCCCCAGUCGGGGUCCUACCCGCUCCCACACGAGCACAGUCAAGAGUACUGCAUCAAGAGGAAAGUGGAGGAUGACUGUCACUCAGGUGAGCACAGCUAUAAGAAAGCCUAUCUGGAGAGCUCUUCCAGUGAGGAGGACCAUUACUACCGGCCUGUUGGCUACCCUCAGAGCCUUAGUCUUGCCAGCGGGCCUUACCGCAGUGAAUCCAGCCAGCGGCAGGCCUGUAUGUACGCCGGCGCCUCACAAGGCCCAGAAUCUGUUCCCAGUUUGGAGGACAUCAGCUGCAACACCUGGGCCAGCGUCUCACCUUACGGUAGUUGUUCCGUCACCACCAUGCAGCCGAUGGAGAGACUUCCCUACCAACACUUCUCCGCCCACUUCACCUCAGGGUCUUUAGUGUCCAGACUGGGCGGGGUGGGAGGCCACGCCUCGCAGCAGCUGGGCGAAGGCCACCAUACGGCUAUGUACCAGAGCUCCAUGACCCACCAGACUCUGGGCCGGCAGUGCAGUCCCGGGGCUGGGAUCCAGUCCCCAACAGCUGGCUUACAAGGAAACGAGUACCUCUAUACGCACGGCAUACAGCGCACGCUAUCACCACACCAGUACCACUCUGUUCACAGCGUCAGCAUCAUGCCAGAGUGGAGCGAGAACAGCUAAAAGAAGAAACACUUUAUCACUCAUCAGAUGCAGAUUUAAAAAAAAAAAAAAGACUUCAAUGGACCAAGGGCAGAGUUUAGAUAAAUUUAUAUUUAUAUUUUUAAGAAUGUGUUGCCAUUAAGCUUAAUAAAACCAGUGUUAUUUCAUUGAGAACAGCGGGUGCAGUGGGUGGUGGUGACC
Nematolebias whitei (Rio pearlfish) is the source of this 1023-nucleotide messenger RNA. It is a transcript of the gene tbx5a, whose product is annotated as T-box transcription factor 5a. Bases 1 to 843 code for a protein of 280 amino acids. The record is from RefSeq and is a predicted model, not a curated record. NCBI's taxonomy places the organism in Eukaryota, Metazoa, Chordata, Actinopteri, Cyprinodontiformes, Rivulidae. The transcript has 2 exons.